This is a messenger RNA of Linum tenue, 1464 nucleotides long. NCBI's taxonomy places the organism in Eukaryota, Viridiplantae, Streptophyta, Magnoliopsida, Malpighiales, Linaceae. The record is from the annotation of a GenBank genome assembly.
UAUCGUUUCCCUACGGAAAGGACAAAUACCCAGAGCAUCAUUUCUUGCGCAGCUGAAAGAAACUCAUCAGGACACUCAAGACGCCUAUGGCCAACGACAUCGACGCCGAGUUUCCUCCCCAAAGUUUCUGCGAUUCGCCUAGUUUGCUUCCUCUCCUUUCCGAUCCUCACGCUGGUCCAAGUCUCUGAAACAGGUCGGUCAGUUCACUGUGAAGUUCCAUCCAUGAAUUCGAACGAUUUCUGUUUGGGAAGGGGGCGUUUGCCAGUGUUUGAUUCCAAUUUACCUUCUUUUGGGUGUUCUAGAGAGAAAUACGAAGUGGGUUAGUAGUUUCCGAGUAAGAACUGCUUUAUCUGGUAGAGGUGCUGAAUCGUUAGCGAAUUUGGGGGAUGUUUGACUUGAUAGAUUGAACUCUCAUUGAGGUUUAUUGUUCUGGCUGGAGUAGGGAAACUUCAUUCCCUAAUCUACUGGGUUCUUAUUAGAGCUUCCAGUAUAGUGAAAGGCUGGUGCUGAGAAAAUUGCGCCAUGGGAACUGUGUGUGUGAAAUGUAAAGGGCUUGAAAUGAUUAUCAGUUGAAAUUGACAUGUCCGUUAGAUUUGUGUAGGAUUAGUUAGGUAUUCGUUGCCCCGUCUUCUUUCUAAGAAUUUUGUAGUGUCUGGUGGACAUAGUGUUUGCUGCUGUUUAUUCUGAUUUAUCCUUUCUAUUGAAAUUGUACUUUUGAUAAGAAUUGUCUUAAGCAAUGGGUGAUGCAAUUGAUUUAACCGGCGAUGGAGGUGUCAUGAAGAAGAUUGUAAGGCGUGCAAAAGCCGAUGCAGUUGAGCCUUCAGAGGAUCUUCCUCUUGUUGAUGUUCAUUAUGAGGGGACAUUGGCCGAUACCGGGGAAGUCUUCGACACCACACAUGAAGACAACACCAUCUUCUCAUUCGAAAUAGGAAGUGGCUCGGUGAUUCGGGCAUGGGAUGUUGCAUUGAGAACUAUGAAGGUGGGGGAAGUUGCAAAGAUCACUUGCAAGCCAGAGUACGCCUAUGGCAGAGCAGGCUCUCCACCAGAUAUUCCACCAGAUGCAAUUCUUGUUUUUGAGGUGGAGCUUGUGGCUUGCCGUCCUCGCAAAGGUUCCAGCAUGAGCAGUGUUUCGCAGGAGAGAGCUAGGCUAGAGGAGCUGAAGAAGCAAAGGGAGAUGGCAGCUGCGGUCAAAGAGGAAGAGAAGAAGAAGCGAGAAGAAGCCAAAGCUGCAGCCGCUGCUCGCAUUCAGGCCAAACUAGAUGCAAAGAAGGGCGGAGGGAAGGGUAAAGGGAAGUCUAAGAAGGAUAUGUUCCCUCUUCCUUCCCAGUUUUAGUUCAUCUCUAUUGUUGUAUUUCGAAUCUCAAGUGUAGUUGUCGACUCACUUAGAGCAAGCAUUCGCGUCAAUAAAUUACCAGUAACUGUACUACCAGAUCGUUCAAGUAUGAUAUCAUUUUGAAUUCACAG